CGGCAAGGGAGAGGGAAAUUUUGCACGAACUCUCUCCCUCCCACCAUCGUCCUAUCCCCAUGUCUCAGCACAUGAGCGACUGCUGCUCCAGCCAUUUUGUCCUUGACACAGAGCGAAUCUCGGCGAUUUACUGGGAUUUCAAUCAGCGCCACGCGUCAGCCACGGGGUGGAUCCGCCGCCAGGAUCGUUGGACGUUUGUGUACGUCAAUCUUCGGGGCGACGAGAAGGAAUAUUCGGUCAAUGCCUGGGCAAUGCGCGCUUUUGUCGAGCAUAACAUCACGAUCCACGACCCCAACUCGAAGGUUAUCACUCGGCCUGUGGGUUACGACGAUUUCGCCCAAUCGUUUAACGACUUCACUGGGUCAGAUCUCCGGUUCAGUUUCUUCGAGAUUGGGACUGAGCGCUGGAGCUUCAACACCCAAAAUCCGAUCCCCAACUUCACGGAUUUCCAGGUCCGCCUGGAGGACCUCUCGACUCUUCCCCCUGGCUUGGUACUCGUGCCUAUCGAGGAGCGCGAGUUCACGACGACAUCCGCCCUGGAGACGCUCAUGCGGCAGAGCAAAGGCCGCAAGGACGGACAGAACCGGCGUGAUUCCAAGCACCGGGACGAGGAAGCCCGUCAUGGCGGCGGCAAUGGUCCCGCCCGCUUUUCUGACAUCCACUCGGCCGCGGCGCGCGAGCGGUUUGCUGAAUAUGCGAUCCUCCAGAACAAGCGAGACGAAGAAGAUCGGGCGCGUGUACGCCGGGAGCGUCGGCUCCUGGAAGAGCGCCAGCGUAAGGCGGCGUCCCCUGGGGGUCCGUCGAAUGGAGUGUCGGACUCCGGGGAUCACACUGGUGCCAUGGAGGGCAUGCAGGAUUAGCCUGCCUCGAGAAGGCAGUCUAGAGGGCGUAUGUAACGGUCAGACUACGUAGGCCCGCACAGUUUCCUUUUUUCUUUGUUUGACUACUUAUCUUGCUACUCUUCCUCCGUGUCUGUGUACUUACCCUUUGAUCCCAUCGCUACACAGCCACUCUGAUUAGGUGAUAUAGUAGUCACAUGGUAGAUAAUUUCUUCAGUG
Molecule: messenger RNA, 1058 nt
Organism: Mycena citricolor
Lineage: Eukaryota; Fungi; Basidiomycota; Agaricomycetes; Agaricales; Mycenaceae
Source: the annotation of a GenBank genome assembly